Molecule: messenger RNA, 1503 nt
Organism: Hypoxylon trugodes
Lineage: Eukaryota; Fungi; Ascomycota; Sordariomycetes; Xylariales; Hypoxylaceae
Exons: 1
Coding region: 229-1410 (393 amino acids)
Source: RefSeq, a predicted model, not a curated record
ACAUAAAGGGAUUCAUUACGGAGGUAUAAAGAAAAGGAAGGGCCGUUGUCUGGACCAGACUAACGACCAUAUGUCUCUAUCUUAGACGAGAAAGUUCGUUUCAAAGCUGUUACGCCAUAAAUAUAAAACCCCGUAUAUGGCGUUUUCAUAGUCAGGGACUCACCUCACGCUCCUCCUACACCUGUUGUAUAUAUUUUACUCCGUCCACGAGGGUUAAUAUUCGCGAAAAUGUCACACUCACCACUUUUCCGGACUUCGAUGCGGCUGAGGCUCGACAACAGGUGUAUAGCACUGGUAAACUACGAGCUGGCCCUCGAAGAGGUCAACGCCGAACUAGAACAACCGCCUCCCAACACACGUAACUUCGACGACGAGCUAUGGGCUUCUCUUCGCAAAGAACAUGAGACCAAGAGGAUUCGAGAAGGAAUGAGAAGGGUUCGUGACAGGGUCUUGUUCGAUUCAAUUAAGGAGCGGCGCAAAACUCUUAAAGGUGGUAAAGUAUGGCACGUUACUGUCUUCCAUCAGGCGUGGAUAUCAAAUAAUCUAGGCCGACACGAUGCACGAAAUAAAGCUAUAUAUAAAUCAGGGUUCGCGGAAUGGAGGCCCCCAUUACUUCUCGAGAAUUUGUGGUUCGAGCAGACCGAAAUUUCUUAUCCGUCGAACGCCCGAGUCUAUGUAGGAGAAAGUGGCAUCUUAGACCCGAGACUACUCCGCCGCCAUGUAACUCCCGAGUUUGUCCCAAGGCCGCAUUUCAAAAACGAGAGGAAAAGGCUUGCGGGCAAGUACAUCGAGUUUGCGGAGUUCGCAGCGAAAAAUGCCCAUAUAAUGCCACGCCCUCAGGAUCUAUCGUCCGACGAAGGUCUCUUAUCCGAAGAUGAAGAAGAUUCCACAGAUACUCCCAGCAAGAAGAGGAAACGUGGUAAAACAGUUAUCAUGCAACGAACCAGAAAACCGAAUCGGUUUAUCAAGUUGUAUGAUUGCAAAGUCCACGACCGUACUCAGUUGGAAUUACAGGCAAUGAACCAAUUUUCUCUGAUGCAACAAAUGCUACCUCGAGUGGAAUCGCCCGCCAUAGAACGAGACAAGGGAACUACGAUCAAACAAGCGCAAGCUUCCCCAAUAGCUGAGGAUGUUGAAGAAGACCAUCGCAUAGAGGAACUUCGGACCCAUGGAGUACGAUUACCUACCCGAUACCCGUACAACGAGGUAGUUGAGGGAGAAGAAGAGCAACAAAAACCAACUGUGGUAGAGUUAGCCAUGUAUAGAGCAUGGAGACGUCGACAAAGGCACUUUUUUGAUGAUAGGGACUCCUAUAUGCAAAACAGAAUUUAUUAUGAACAAGUACACGAACGAGACCUACUACGGGCUGGACAAGACCUCAUGGCAUUCUGGGCCAAGGUGAAUACAUGAUAAACCUGGAUCGGAUACGUAUCUGGGUAAUUACGUGUAGGUAGUCUGGGUUUGUUAUGGUUGUUUUCUAUAUGAGUAUCCCAAGUACCUAGG